GGUCGAAGCACCCAAUAAUAUAGAUAUAUGUGGUCAUACCUGCCACUGUAGAUACAUAUUCAUAAAAAGUUUCUUUUUGUUCGUGCACUUAAACCUUAUACUUAUGCUCUGUUAUCUUAAUAAAGUAUGCGUUUGUAAGCACAAGAUAUAGCAUAGCAGUGACGUCAUUAAUGUUCUUGCAAGCAUUCUAACGUAAAUGCAUCCAUUGUGAACAGGAUAAAAUGAUAACAACGCCACCUUUAUCCAAUGUGCAUGGCAAUGGCGGAUUCAAUGUUUAUCAUGUAUUUUAUACUAUCACUGACAUUUAAAUUAUGUCUAGGAGAAAAGGAGAGGUUUACUUUAUCGGAACAUGACUUUUCUCUUGAAAGCGAAGAACCACAAAAACCCAUAAAUAUUAUCGAUCUUAAUGAGAAUUCAUCUGGAUACCAACGUUUCAAAUGUCAUAUUUGUGAAGGACCUGACUGCUUAUAUACUGACAUCUGUUACAAUGCAGUUACUUGUUGGAAAUCUAAGGUGAGACAAUCUGAUGGUACGGAAAGUGUAAGUAGAGGAUGUACUUCAUCGAUAGAUCAGAUGCUACUAAUAUGCAACAAACAACAACCGCAACAUACCAAUCAAAAUGGUAGUACUAAGAAGAGACAUGUUACUGGAUCCUUAAGUGGUGUGCAAUAUUAUGUUGAGUGUUGUCAGACAGAUUUUUGUAAUGGUGGACCGUUUCCUGUAUUACAAGGUUAUAAUGGUGAUGCCGUUGAAGAGGAUUAUGCAAUUAAAUUAAUUUUGACAAUUUUGGGUCCAAUGGUUGGAUUUUGUAUUAUUGCUGGAGGAGUGUUAUUUUAUUUAUUAGCAUGCAGAACACAUAAAAAGCGACCAUUGACUGCAAGGCAUAGUAAGCUUGUUAUAGACUCGGAAAUGGAACCAUCUAUUCUACAUUUCUCAUUCUCUUCUCCAACAUUUACUACUACAUAUCCUCAUGAACUCAGAGCAACUGCAGCUGGUGAUAGCACAUUAAAGGAAUACUUGGAUGGAAGGAGUUUAACCAGUGGUUCUGGUUCUGGUUUACCAUUAUUAGUACAAAGAACAUUGGCUAAACAAGUAGCUUUAGUAGAAUGCCUUGGUAGUGGAAGCAAUGGCGGAUUUGGCGGAGAAGUCUGGAGAGGAAUAUGGCAUGGAGAAAAUGUUGCUGUAAAAAUAUAUUUUUCCCGAGAUGAAGCAGCUUGGGCUCGUGAAACGGAAGUCUAUUCUCAGUUGUUGCCAUCGAGACAUGACAAUAUUCUUGGCUACGUUGGAAGUGAUAUGACGAGUAGAGCGAGCUGCACUCAACUUUGGCUGGUAAUGCAUUAUCAUCCAAUGGGUUCGCUUUACGAUUAUCUAAAUCGAUCUCCACAUUCCUUGAUGCAUCAACAAAUGCUCAAUAUAUGUUUGAGUAUCGUCAACGGUUUGCUUUAUCUACACACGGAAAUUCAUGGAACCAGAGGGAAACCAGCUAUGGCACAUCGUAAUCUAAAGUCUAAAAAUAUUCUCGUUAAAACUAAUGGUGGUUGUGUCAUUGCUGACUUUGCAUUGGCGGUAACACAAGAUCGCUUGUCUACAGAUAGAAUUGAUUUGAAACAAGGUACAAAACGUUACAUGAGUCCAGAGAUCCUCGAACAAACGAUAAAUAUAGAAUGUUUAGAAAACUUCAGACGAGCAGAUAUUUAUAGUCUGGGUUUAAUACUUUGGGAAGUUUGUCGAAGAUGCAUAAGUAAUGGUGUUGCACUUGAAUACAUGGCACCAUAUUCUGAAUGGCUUUCUAGCAAUCAAGAACCGUCCAUUGAUGAAAUGCGAAAAUUAGUAUGUUUGGAUCAUCAUAGACCACCACUUCCUAAUAGGUGGCAUUCUGAUUCUACGUUGGCUGGUUUGGGAAAAUUAAUGAAAGAAUGUUGGCAUGGGAAGUCUGCAGCACGUCUACCUGUUCUUCGAGUGAAGAAAACACUUGUUAAAUUAGCAGCUAACGAUACACGUGUUCAUUUACCCCUUGAUUAAGUAACAUGUACAGGAUUAUGUAUUAUUUUACGCACGUAUUUAUUAGUACCAACUAAAUAAGUUUUUUGGCGUGUUCUAGAUUUAUUUACUUUUGCGAAAAUAUUAUAAAAGUAUAUGAUACGUAGAAUAUUUUAUUAUUUUCAAUUGUAUGUUUAAAGUUUUCAACUUGUUUUAUAUAAUUGUAAUGUAUAUAUCUAUGGCUAACAUAAGACAUAAAGUGCCACUUGGUAAAUAAUCUAUUUAAAUAUAAUUAGAACAUCAUUUCAUAUUCAUACCAUUCAUUUUAGCGUCGAAAAUGACAUAACAAUACGCAUUCUUUAAAUUUUUAAAUGUCACCAAGUGCCACUUUGUAAAUGAUUCAUUUAUUAGGUGUACAAAUUAAUUCGGUACCUUAUUUCUUUUUUAUUCUAAAUUUAUUAAUAAAAUUACGAGUACAGAUUUUAUUAACUUUAUUUAUUUAUUUAACUUGAUUUAUUUAAUAAAAUAAUUCCCAUUAUUUUCAUAUCAACUGAAGAAAAGAGUUUAUCAGUUAAAUGAUAUUGACGCAACCGGAAUUACCGGAAAGCGAUAAUCUAUUUACAGAAUUUUCCAGAUCAAUGAAUGGACCACAUUCUUGAUUUCUUUUGAGGCACGUGGUCUCAUUAAAUUCGCCUUCCUUGUUGCACUACCAAUAUGAGGUGUCUUCUGCUCCAAUACAUCACUCAGACGCACAAGUUAUUGUUGAUAGUAGUCUCAAUAAUAGUCUGAUCAGUAUCUAGUAGUUUAUCUAGAGACGCAGUAGCGUCUCGACGCCAAGUACAUGAAAAAAUAGCCUCCCCGUAUAUGCCUGGCGCAGGCGCUACCGCGUAUCUUUUACUCGAGAAAACGCGAUUCCAACCUAAUCCGAAACUUCUGUCAUUAAUAUCUCGUCACGCCUGCUGUAUUUUCUAAAUCUGCAGACAUUUUUCUCAUGUAAAUCGCACAUAAGCUUUCGAAUAAAACCAAAAUCAAUAAAAUCGGUCCACGAACGACAGAGAUAUCGUAAUAUCAUAUCAUGAAUGUGUCAAAAACUGCAGCAUUUUUCUUUUCCUUUGACAAGGAAUUUUUCGUCAACACUUAGCCAAUAGGACCUAAGGCCGUUCGUCGAUUCGUCGACUCUCGGAAUCAGUCGGCAAGGCUCGUCGGUCGGAAUUGUAAUAUGGCUGUCACUCAUGCCGCUCGUUCAUUUCUAACCUGUAACUGUCAGUUUGGAUUUGUGACAUUUGAUUUCUUGCAACAAGACUUUCUGACAUUCAUUCUGCGUACUUUUGAAAACUCAAAGGACUGAAUCUGAUAUUGUAAUAUAAUAAAUUGUGCGUUAGAAAUAGUGGACCUCUUUUUCCAUUUCAUACUUCAUUUUUAACAUUUAAGUUUGUUACAACAAGACUUUCUGCCAUGCGUUAUGUGUGCUUUUGAAAACUUAAGAGACUGAAUCUGGUACUGUAAUAUAAUAAAUUGUGCGUUAUUCAUAUGACAUUAAUUUUAUUUGUAAAUAACACAUACAAACCUUAUUUUACUUGCAAAUUAAUGUAGAGCUUAAGAUAAAAAUACAUUUGUCUUUUAUUAUAGUAAGCAUAGAGUCUACAAUAUACAUAAUGUGUCUAAAGCCAGAUAUAGGAAAGAGACCAGCUUCAGUCCAUUAAGUUUUCAAAAGUAUACAGAACGCAUGGGAGGAUGUCUCACUGCAAGAAAUUUAACUGUUAAAGAUGAAGCGAGAAAUGAAAAAAAAGAAAUCAACUAUUUGUAACACAUAAUUUAUUGUAUUAGAAUAAAGUUCAGAAGUACACAGAACGCGUGGCAGAAAGUCUUGUUGCAAAAUAUUCCAUUGUUAAAGAUAAAGCGAGAAAUGAAAAAAGAAAUUCUCUAUUUGUAACGCACAAUUUAUCGUAUUGCAAUAUCAGUUUCAGUCCUUAGAAUUUUCAAAAGUACACACAAUGCAUGACAGAAAGUCUUGUUGUAUUUAAAUGUUACUGAUAAAGUGAUUACAUUUUUUCUUUAAUAAAUUUCUUGCAAUGAGACUAUCUGCAAUGCGUCCCGCGUAUUUUUGAAACCUUAAAGGAUUCAAACUGAUCUCCCAUUUUCUAUUAUAUGAAGUCAUUCACUAUACAAAUUAUCUUUGUAAAAAGAACUGAAAUCACCAUACAAAAUUUCAAAAAAGUAAAAAAAUUACGCCAAGUACAUGAAAA
Hylaeus volcanicus is the source of this 4226-nucleotide messenger RNA. RefSeq names its product activin receptor type-1 (gene sax). NCBI's taxonomy places the organism in Eukaryota, Metazoa, Arthropoda, Insecta, Hymenoptera, Colletidae. Gene Ontology annotation, cellular component: plasma membrane; BMP receptor complex. The transcript has 8 exons. Bases 247 to 2022 code for a protein of 591 amino acids. The record is from RefSeq and is a predicted model, not a curated record. Gene Ontology annotation, molecular function: ATP binding; transforming growth factor beta receptor activity, type I; SMAD binding. Gene Ontology annotation, biological process: BMP signaling pathway; dorsal/ventral pattern formation; cellular response to growth factor stimulus.